AUGAGGCAACACCUGCGCCUCACGCACGGUGUUGCCAACCUCCGGGAGAGGCAGCUGUGGGUCCUGUUUUCCCGGAGGAAGGUCACGAAGCCUUUCCAUCCGUGCCCAUUGUGCGGCCGGACUUUAAAGCACAUCCGGCCGCACUUUGCGAACUCCCACCGGGAACUGUCGGCCAAGGAGUUUCGGCGAGCUGUCCGACAGUUCCAGUGGGAGGUGACCAUGGAGAGGCUUCGUGACCUGCAGGCCAGCCGCCCCGAUGUCCCACUCGUCACGCUCGGGGAACUCUCUGAAGCCCCUGAGGAUGAAGGAAUUCCUUCAGCUCCCACACCCUCCAUCACGCCCGCAGUCUCCUUCACGCCUGCACCCUCUGUCUCCCCACCACACCCCAUCAUCAAUUCACCCCCCAUGAGCCCACACUCCAGUGCAGUCGUGGAGGAGUCUGGCAUGCUGUCAGAGGGCGUUCCAGGGAGCAGCCUUUCCUCGCCUGACCUCGGCAUGGCCAUCAUGACCCUGGAUGGCGAUGCUGAGGCCAGAGCGGGGAUCGAACAGGUCUCCGAGUGGGACGCCCCGGCAUUCGUGCCAGAGACCAUAGGGUUUGUCCAGCUACUGGAGAUGGACUCCAAGGAUGGCAAGAUGGUCCUAGGGCCAGGGUUCCCCACACUGGAGGCAAUUUAG
Molecule: messenger RNA, 675 nt
Organism: Paramisgurnus dabryanus
Lineage: Eukaryota; Metazoa; Chordata; Actinopteri; Cypriniformes; Cobitidae
Source: RefSeq, a predicted model, not a curated record